This is a messenger RNA of Plectropomus leopardus (leopard coralgrouper), 4436 nucleotides long. RefSeq names its product FYVE, RhoGEF and PH domain-containing protein 4-like. Gene Ontology annotation, molecular function: metal ion binding; guanyl-nucleotide exchange factor activity. Gene Ontology annotation, cellular component: cytoplasm. The record is from RefSeq and is a predicted model, not a curated record. Gene Ontology annotation, biological process: filopodium assembly; cytoskeleton organization. NCBI's taxonomy places the organism in Eukaryota, Metazoa, Chordata, Actinopteri, Perciformes, Serranidae.
GAAACAGCGCGCUGAACUUUGAACUGAGGCUAUUUUGUAACAAUGUUUGACUUGAAAAAGAGAAAUAGUUUGACUCUGAACUGCAGUCGCGAGACGGAGGAGUUCAGACGGGUGGCAGUCAGACGGAAGGUCAAAGGUGCUGCUGUGGACUGCGUCGCCUCACACACAGUUGUGGGCGGCGGCGUGUGUGGCUCAUACAGCUGUGGGGGUGCUUGUGACAGAGUCUUUGGAUCGGAGGAAAAGUCUGAUCCUGGUGCAGAGGAAGACAACGAAAGAAGCCCAGCUAAAGGAUCACCUCUCAAACCACAAGUGCCUCCUAAACCAGCUCACCUCCAGAGUCCUCUGAGGGCAGGACAAGCUCAAGCCCACAGUCCCACUGCAGGGAAGUUAUUACCUCAACAAAAUAACAGCACAGAGCAGAGUCCCGGUAGAGGUUGUGGAGUUUCUGUUUUUUGUGUGAGCCCAGCAAAGAAUUGUCGAGGCUCCCCGACUCUCGUCAAAGGAGGAGGGAGCAGUUUUUUGAAUGGAGUGUGUAAAGCGCACAGCCCUGCCAGAAACACUCAGGGCAUUCCACAUCGUACAAGCAGUCCACUUUUAGGAUCUCCAAGUCCAGGCAAGAGAGGCAUUCAGAGCUGCAGCCCACUGAGGGAAGGAGGUCACAGCCCUGCUAAGUUGUCCCCAAGGAGACACAGCCCUCUCUCAGGAUUUCUGCGGACCCCCAGCCCCGUGCAGGGCAAGAUGGGGAGCUACAGCCCCGCCAAGAACUCUAAAUCCUGGCUCGGACUGAACAGAAUCCCGAGCGGCAAGACGGAAGAAGAGAGGAGAGUGGGAAAAUCUUUAAGCGUGCCAGAUUUGAUUGUUUACCUGGAUGAGAGCAGGAUUCCCACCGAAAAAGCUGAACGCUCUCCACUGCAACUGCUGCAUUCUCCCAACUGUGAUGGGCCAGUCAUAACAGUCAAAGCACCAGUCAACCAUAAACUCAAUCAUGCCUCAAGUGAAGCCAAUCUGUCAAGCAGUAGGAAGGAGCACUCUCCAGGACAAAUGAACGGCAUAAUACUGGGGAAAGCUUUCACUGUAGUGAAUGGGAAGGUAAUGCGUGACAAAAUGGAAGAGGGCAAGAUGUCUGUAGGAUACGGCUCCAGGUCUUCCUGCAAGUGGAAUCAAGCAACUACAGAGGAUGGCAGGAUUCACAAGGAGUCUCAAGGUGAACUAAGUGAUGAGGAGAUGAGGAAGGAGAGAGAAGGAGGCGAGCCAAAAGAGGAAGAGAGCACAGAGCAGAAAUUGUACAACAUAGCCAACGAGCUGCUGCAGACAGAGAGGGCCUACGUGGCUCGUCUCCACCUGCUAGACCAGGUGUUCUGCUUACGUCUAACAGAGGAGGCAGGUCGAGGCUCGUUUCCUCCUGAUGUGAUACGAAAUAUAUUCUCCAACAUUUCCUCUAUCUACUCCUUCCACAACCAGUUCCUGCUUCCUGACCUGGAAAACUGCAUCAGCCGCUGGUGUGAGAGUCCAGGCCUGGGUACUGUUUUGGUGAAGCACGCACCCUUCCUGAGGAUGUAUGCCGACUACGUCAGAAACUUUGACCAGGCCAUGGAGCUGGUGAGGACCUGGACUGAACGCUCCUCUGUCUUCAGAAACAUCAUUCAGGACAUACAGAGUCAGGAGGUGUGUGGCAGUUUGACCCUGCAGCACCACAUGUUGGAACCAGUCCAGAGGGUCCCACGGUAUGAGAUGCUGCUCAGGGAUUACCUGAGGAAACUGCCCAAGGAUAACCCAGAUUAUGAUCUUGCUCACAAAUCCUUGCAAACAAUUUCCAUGGCAGCCACCCACUCAAACAGCGCCAUCCAUAAAGCUGAGAGCCUGAAGCGUCUGCUGGAGAUCUACGAGAUGGUUGGCGAGGAGGAGGUGGUCAACCCGACCAACGAGUUCCUCAGGGAAGGUCGUCUGCUCAAGCUUGCUGCCAGGAACACAUCAGCCAUGGAGAGGCACUUAUUCCUGUUCAACAACUUUCUGCUGUGCUGCACUCCAAAGUUCAGCCUGGUUGGGCAGCGCUUUACCGUCCGCUGCAGGAUCGGAGUGGAUGGCAUGCAGGUGCAGCAGACCAACAAUGAAGACCACCCAUACACCUUUCAGGUCUCUGGAAAGGAGCGGACCCUUGAGCUGCAGGCCAGUUCUGAACAAGACAGAGAUGAGUGGAUAAAGGUUAUCCAGGAAGCCAUUGACGUGUUUCAGAAGAAAAAUGAAACCUUCAAAUUGGCUUCCAAGGAGAUAAAUGUAGAAGAACCAACUGAGGAACUCGGACGACGCGCCCCCCGCUGGAUCAGAGACAACGAGGUGACCGUGUGUAUGAAAUGCCAGGAACCUUUCAACGCACUCACCAGGAGGAGACAUCACUGCAGAGCCUGUGGCUGCGUGGUGUGCUGGAAGUGCUCAGACAAUAAAGUGGCUUUGGAGUAUGACGGUAACAAGCUGAACAAAGUGUGUAAAGCCUGCUACUCCAUCCUGACCAGUCAGAGAGGGGAGAGGGUGGAGGGGAAGAAGAGAAAGAUACUGGAGUCCGAGGUAUCGCCGCGGUCCAGUGACUGUAUAAUAAGUGGCUUCCUGCUGUAUGGUGACAACCCCAAGACCUGGCAACAGGUGUGGUCUGUUAUCACCCAAACUGAGCCGCUGCUCCUCCGUCUAUAUUCUGCUCCACAGGAUGUGAAGCCCCUAUCCAGUAUACCACUCCUGGGCUGCAGUUUCGAGGAUUCCCCUCAGGAGCUCCAGGGUCAGCCUUGUUUCAGUUUAAGCCAAAACAAAACCACCCACACGUUCACUUGUGACGGCGUGGACCUUAAACAGAGCUGGCUGACUGCUCUCAAAGUUGCUGUAACUGGUGGCUAUGACAUCACCACCAGUGGCUCCAGAUGUGGUGUCAAUGGUAGUGUGGAAGAUGGUGAGGAAUUUAUCAUCAUCGGUGAUGAGGAAAACCACUCCUGAAUGUUUGAGAUCAGGUACUAUGAAAAGUACUCAUACAAGCAUGUACACAAACAUACAACAAACAACAGACAAUAUCCCAUUGAUGUUGAAAACCGAACAUUUAAUAGAAUGAAUGAAAUCUAGAGGUAAAAUUCAGGAAUGUAAAGGUUGUUAAUAUCAAUAUUCAGACUGAGAACUGUGUUUUCCUUACAAGUGGCAAUGUACUUUAUUUCUGAAAUGGUUUACAGUGAAAUAAAUAAAGUAAAGGUGUUUUAACAUAAGUCAGACUACCCCUUUAACUACAAACAUGGUUGCUUCAGCUCUGUACAUGUGGUCUAAAAGGUGCCAUGCGAUGUGCACCAGGUUGCUUUCUUACAGCGGACAGCUGAACACGUAAUUGCAUGAGGGUACCAGUGAUACACAGAGGCUCUGUGGGAUCAUAAUUGCCUUAUAAAACACAUUCAACUGAUCCCAUUUCUUCACAGAUACAGCAAUUGAAUAUUUACACUCAAAACAAGUAACAGCUAAACAAACUCUAAUAAACAUAAUUAAUGAAAAGAAAUAAUGGAUAAAAAUGACAAAAAUGACUUAAAUUGUUGCAGGAGUACCUACAUCAUAUCUUGUAUGUGCCAGGCAUGAAGCCCAUGGAGUAAAAAAAGCACCAUGUUAGCUUGUGUUUGGUAUGUUUCAAUCAGAAAGAAGAAACAUCCUUUUCAGUAGCAAAUAAACAAUACGAUGGACUUUAAGUGAUGUUAAUUUAGUUAGUUAUUUCAAUCUUUCUCAGAGUGUGUUUCUAUGUAGCAGUAAUGUAGUGAUGGUUCCUAAAGGAGAUUACCCGAAAACAUUGACCUUGCACACAAACUGCUUAAGUAAACCUGAUCUAUGGAGGUAUGCUGCCUGAAAUCCUAAACGUUUCAUCAAAGGGAAUAUUGUUUAAAGCUGCAUUAAUCAGUCUUUUUUAAAUCUGUUUUUUUACAGACUCAAACUUGCAGAUAAUUAUUGCUAAUUUCUGUAGCUGUAUAGCGCUUUUCUAACUAGUUAUGGAUGUAUUAGUUUAGCUCUUAGGAUGCAGACUGUGGGUCAUGAAAUCUGUUAUUGGCUGACUAUGUCAGACAGUAGAAAGUGUCCUGUGUGUUAGUUUUCAAAAUCUCCGUCCUACUUGAAACUUGUCUCCGAGCUAGCAACCUACAUGGUACAAUGUCUUCUUUGCCGUUUAGUCCAGAUUUGUGACGGGUUCAGCCAGAUCUUUCUCCAGUGCUGGCACAGCACAAGAAAGGUUUGGCCCUGCAAGAGUGGUUUUAUGGAACAACAUAUUCCAGCAUCUGCAGACUGUUUCUGGCAUUUUGGUAAACCGACUCUAUCUACAAAGUUAGCAGAUAGCUGGUGGGGGUGACUGAUGUAGAACUAAAGAAACAUACAAAAUAAAAAAAAGUGAAUGCUAAUGUUUCUUUUUGUUGCAGGUUGUGUAAUUUGGUCAU